GAGUGGGUACUGCUCUCAGCUAAGUGGGUGCGGGCGAGUAACUUUUUCUCAGGUGAGGGGGCGCAGGUGGUGUCGCUUUGUGGAGCCGGUGAUGCUCUCGGGUGAGGGGGCGUGAGCAGGGCCGCCAGGAGUCGAUGCUGCUUCAGGAGCCAGCCCGGAUCAUUUGUUGGCAGUACAUAUUGGCUGAAGUCAGUUUUCAUUUCAAGAUGUUUUUUUCCAAUGGGCGUUUGGUGUAGGAUGUUGGAGAACCAAGAGCAGGAGGAGGUGAUCACCGUACGUGUUCAGGACCCCCGCGUGCAGAAUGAGGGCUCUUGGAAUUCUUAUGUGGAUUAUAAGAUAUUCCUCCAUACCAACAGCAAGGCCUUUACUGCUAAGACGUCCUGUGUGCGGCGCCGCUACCGAGAGUUUGUGUGGUUGAGAAAGCAGCUACAGAGAAACGCUGGUUUAGUGCCUGUACCCGAACUUCCUGGGAAGUCAACCUUCUUUGGCAGCUCAGAUGAGUUCAUCGAGAAGCGACGACAAGGUCUGCAGCACUUCCUUGAAAAGGUCCUGCAGAGUGUGGUCCUCCUGUCAGACAGCCAGUUGCACCUCUUCCUGCAAAGCCAGCUCUCAGUGCCUGAGAUAGAAGCUUGUGUGCAGGGCCGAAGCCCCAUGACCGUUUCUGAUGCCAUUCUUCACUAUGCUAUGUCAAACUGUGGCUGGGUCCAGGAAGAGAGGCAGGGCUCUUCUCACCUGGCUAAAGGAGACCAGCCUAAGAGUUGCUGCUUUCUUCCACGAUCUGGUAGGAGGAACUCUCCCUCACCACCUCCCAGUGAAGAAAAGGACCACUUAGAAGUAUGGGCUCCUGUUGUUGACUUUGAGGCACCUUCCUUGGAGAGUCCCACUCUCCCAGCCCUCUCCUCACCGUCACACUGUGAUUUUGCAAGACCUGAUGAGGGAACCUCUGCUGGUCAGCCUGCAAGGAGGGUCAUGGGAGGGGACCAGUUAGCCUCCCUGUCUCAUGCUGUGCCUUUGGACCCUGGUCAGUUAGAAACAGUCUUGGAAAAGUGAGCUCUGAGUUCUGCUUUGAGGAGGAUGGAGAACGUGCAGGCAAGGAGACUUGCACGGGUGGGGUUGGGCACAGGCUUGUCUGGGGAAGGUUGGGCUGCUUAGUCCCUUAUAGUUGCCUCUGCUUGGGCUGGUUGCACAGAAGUCUGUCCUGACAGCUCCUUGCGAUUCUUCCAUAGGAAUAAACACUGUGCAGCAGAUGUUUGUAGGUUAAGCCUAAGGCCCAGGGGCUGUUGAUUUUAAACAGAACCCCAUAUUUACUGUCCUGGGAACUGCGUUUCUUCAGGUAUGUGUUUGUUCUUCAGAAGCACUGCCUCAGGUGACUGGUUUUAGGGACCUGUAAGGGGCAGAUGCUAAGCUGCCACACUGAGUAUCGUUCCAACGGGAAUGCGUAUGUAGUUGAAUUCCCAUCUUAGCUGGGUUCUGUUCUUGCUGCAACCCCUAGAGCACUUUGUUCCUGGGAGGCUGACCUCUUGCCUACCUCCUUGCACGGACAGGAUGGUGAAUAGUUACUCUUCCCGCCUCCUUGCUUUUUUCCACUAAUACCACUGAAUGGAACAGGUGCUGUGACUCCUGUAGCUGGUGUUUCCAGCCUGUCCCAAGACCUCAGCCUGGCUUGGGCCUGGGACCCACUUAACAGCGUAUGGCCGUCCAUGAAGGAAAGGUGGUUGGUCAUAGUCAGAGGGGAAAGGUGACUGCUGCACUGGGCCCAGAAGGCUUUGUUUAGGAAAAAGCCACUCUGGGCUGUCAGUGUCACUUCUGAUUAUACAGUAGAGACGUGGCUAUCUUUUCUGCAGGGUUAGAGUGGGCUUCUUUCUUUUUUGGAAUCCUUUCUUUUCCCUUAGUAAUAGCUCCCUGCCCCCAGGGUUUCAGCCACCAUAGUGUCCCUCUGCUGUGUUGCAGGGAGGCCGUAUGUUCAGUCCAGUGGGGCACAAGGGCUUUGUUUUGCCUAUAUGAGUGGGCUCUGGGGAUGGAGAUGAGGAACAACAUGCCUUCCUUCAGACAAUGAGGCAUUCUGCCCUCCUGCUGCCAUAAUUCCUCUCCACUGAGAGCCAGAGCUGGUAGGAGAGCAGUGCUGCUGGCAUUCCACAUUGCUCCGCACGGAGGUUCCUGUGUGUGUGGUUCUUCCCCCUCUUGCCCACUCCCCCUUCCUCUGGCCAUCCUACCCUGUCUGUAGGCCCUUUUACCGGCUAUGCUGCGGGACUGUCAUGGCAUUUAGUUCAGAGUUGAGGGGCUUUGGCCUGAAAUAAAAUUCAAGUAUUUAAGAUUGUUGUUGCAAUUUGUGUCUAACAAGCUGUAGCGGAGAAGGAGGGAGUGAGGGCUGGCAGUCAUUACUUUCAUAAAUCAUGAAUUUAUCAGCAUGGAAAUAAUGGUUCAGAUCUGCGCACUGCAGCACUCCUGCACUGGGUGUACAGCUCAAGUUCAUCACCAGGAAAAAGGGGUUGACUUCCAAAGAGUCAGCAUCCAGCUCUUCUCACAGUUUUGGCCAUGAACCUUGUUUAGGUAUAAUUUACCUGAUGCUGCUUCCAUCCUCACAGCCUGCCUGGGAUGCCAGGUGCUGAAAGAGAAAUAAAGUUUAUCAACAGGCAGAUGCAAAGUCCUGGCUGGUACUCAUCCCUCUUCCCUGCCCACCCACCCUGUGCCUCUCCUUUAUAUGAUGCAGCAGAGCAAGGCGAGGAUCAAAAACCUACAGAGGCAAAUCCAAAAUGUCAAAAGAAGUUCAUUUAAAAGGGGAAAAAAACUCCAUACACAACCCUCACAAAAACUCGACAGAUGCUAAGCUAAUGGCAUCCGCUCUGCUGAUUGGUGGGGAUGGUUCAUGAAUAUUAAUGAGUCCAAUGCUCCAAAUGGUGCAGCUGUGAACCCAGCUGUGCCUGAAGCUCUCUGAUCUCGAAACUUCCAGACAGGAGCCGGGGGUGGUCUGUGUCAAUUCCCUACUCAGCCAAAAAACAGCAAGCUGGGUUGGCCUUCUUCUGUUCUCUCCUUUUCUUCCUAGAGUUGGUGCUCAGCAGCUCGUUCUGCCAGCAGGGUAGGCUGCCGGGACAGCAGGAGCCAUUCAAAGACAUGGACGUGAUUUUUCUGACUCUCGGCUUUUUUAAUGAUCCAUUAGCAGCAAUGCAUACAGCAGCACCUCAGUUAAUCUAAGGCCAGGCACCAUCCCCUUGUGGUCUUGAGCUGAGUUGCAUGUCGGCCAUGGAAGGGGAAGAGUUUCUACUACAGGCCUGGGCUAUGAGAAAAACAGCAAAGAUAUGUCUUCCCCUGUGUAGGCAGUGCCGUUUGCUCUCUCACGGUUUGCUCUGUCCCUGUGCACUUGGGCCAGCCACCGUGGCUGAUGACCUGUAUGUGGAGAAUGGGGAGCUGUGGGGAAUGACCUGCUGAGGUACUUCUUAGAAGGGAAGUAUUGUUUUGAAUUUUGGUUUCAGGCAGGUUAUGUGCCUGAGUCACCUUCUGACAGCUAUUUCUAUGGCCCAACUCUAGUUACCUAGGAUCAGUGGCUUUGGCUUGGUGGGAGGAAGUAUGUGUGUGGGGGAUGUGUGGAGGAUGAGUUUUCUUAGGUGAAAGUAAUAAGUUUCAUAUCAUACUUUUAUUUGAUCUUUAUAGCCCCCAGUGAGGAAGGGAGGGCAGCAAUUAUGCUCAUUUUCUAGUUGAGGAAACUGAGUUGAGUUUGGUUUUUAAAAAGCACAUUUGUAGAUGG
This is a messenger RNA of Trichechus manatus latirostris (Florida manatee), 3742 nucleotides long. RefSeq names its product sorting nexin 11 (gene SNX11). Gene Ontology annotation, cellular component: endosome. Gene Ontology annotation, molecular function: phosphatidylinositol phosphate binding. The transcript has 8 exons. NCBI's taxonomy places the organism in Eukaryota, Metazoa, Chordata, Mammalia, Sirenia, Trichechidae. The coding region runs from base 220 to 1050 and encodes 276 amino acids. The record is from RefSeq and is a predicted model, not a curated record. Gene Ontology annotation, biological process: vesicle organization; intracellular protein transport.